This is a messenger RNA of Candidula unifasciata, 1179 nucleotides long. The record is from the annotation of a GenBank genome assembly. NCBI's taxonomy places the organism in Eukaryota, Metazoa, Mollusca, Gastropoda, Stylommatophora, Geomitridae.
AUGCCUAACGGCAAGAACAAGUUGAUGUUGACGAUUCCCGUGUCGGAACCAAACACAGACGGAAGCGACCGUCAGAAUGGAGCUCAGGCAAACCUGGAGGCAUUGCAACAGAAGCUGCAGGAAUUGGAUAUUGACGAUCGACAGAGAGAGAGGCUUGAGGAGUUUCUGACACAAAAGCAAAAAAUUGGGGAAUUAGUGGAGGAGGAUUUUGAGAAGCUUGGAGAACUAGGCGCUGGCAAUGGAGGUGUUGUUACCAAGGUGUUACAUCACCCAUCAGGGCUUAUCAUGGCACGAAAGCUCAUUCAUCUUGAAAUAAAACCACUGGUUCGGAACCAGAUCAUCCGGGAGCUGAAAGUGUUACAUGAAUGCAACUCCCCCUACAUAGUCGGGUACUAUGGUGCUUUCUACAGUGAUGGGGAAAUCAGUAUCUGCAUGGAAUAUAUGGAUGGAGGCUCAUUAGAUUUAAUUCUGAGGAAAGCUGGCAGAAUUCCUGAACCAAUUCUUGGAAUUAUUAAUAUUGCUGUUCUUAAAGGCCUGUGUUACCUCAGAGAAAAACAUCAGAUAAUUCACAGAGAUGUGAAGCCAUCAAAUAUCCUUGUCAAUUCUCGAGGGGAGAUAAAAUUGUGUGACUUUGGUGUGAGUGGUCAGCUCAUAGAUUCAAUGGCCAAUUCCUUUGUUGGAACAAGAUCAUAUAUGGCACCUGAGCGAUUGCAAGGCACACAUUAUUCUGUACAGUCAGACAUUUGGAGUCUGGGCCUAUCGCUGGUGGAGAUGUCAAUCGGAAGAUACCCUGUUCCACCCCCGGAAGCAAGGGAUUUGGCCACUAUUUUUGGAGAGAAUGCAAGUGACGAGCACCUGGAAACUGCUGUGACAGGCAAAGCACAGAAAGGCAACCGCAAUAACUGUAUGGCGCCAACAAAAGGGGUUGCUGAGGCGCCACGAACUAUGGCCAUAUUUGAGCUUUUAGAUUACAUUGUGAAUGAGCCACCACCUACCUUACCUAAAGGAAGGUUCUCAGAUGAGUUUGUGGAUUUCGUAGAUAGAUGCUUAAAGAAGAACCCAUCUGACAGAGCCGACCUUCAAUCUCUUAUGAAUCACAUGUUUGUGAAAAAGUAUGAAAAUUCAGACAUCUCCAUCGGUCAGUGGGUCUGCAAGGUCGUGGGCAUUAAACCAAGGUGA